This is a messenger RNA of Chinchilla lanigera (long-tailed chinchilla), 585 nucleotides long. RefSeq names its product cystatin B (stefin B) (gene Cstb). Gene Ontology annotation, molecular function: cysteine-type endopeptidase inhibitor activity. The record is from RefSeq and is a predicted model, not a curated record. Gene Ontology annotation, cellular component: cytosol. Lineage: Eukaryota; Metazoa; Chordata; Mammalia; Rodentia; Chinchillidae.
GGAGCAUAAACGCUGUGAUUGCGGCGCCCAGCACCGCAGUGCAGCCCGCGACGCCCCAGCCCGCCGCCAGGAUGAUGUGCGGCGCGCCCUCCGCCACGCAGCCGGCCACGGCCGAGACGCAGGAGCUCGCGGACGCGGUGCGGGCCCAGCUCGAAGAGAAGGAGAACCAGAAGUUCUCAGUGUUCAAGGCCGUGGCCUUCAGGUGCCAGGUGGUGGCCGGGACCAACUACUUCAUCAAGGUGGACACUGGGGACGAGAACUUCCUGCAUUUGCGGGUGUUCAAGAGCCUCCCGCAUGAGAACAAGCCCCUGGUCCUGGCCGGCUACCAGACCAGCAAGUCCAGGCACGACGAGCUGGCCUACUUCUAGCCCUAUGCCUCUGCCACCCUCUGUCAUCUGCAAGCCUGUGUUCGGGACCACGGCGUAAAUCGUCCUGUUGGGCCGCUCAGCCGCGUGGAGCAGCUUCUCACACUGUGGCUCCAGAAUGUCUUUGUGUGAUUUUCCCUCCCAACGAGUGAUCGUAACUGUUUCCAAGAGGCCUCUAUGUGAUCUACCUUUAAAGGUCUAUUUUUGAAGUCUUUACUGA